Molecule: messenger RNA, 885 nt
Organism: Pyrenophora tritici-repentis Pt-1C-BFP
Lineage: Eukaryota; Fungi; Ascomycota; Dothideomycetes; Pleosporales; Pleosporaceae
Source: RefSeq, a predicted model, not a curated record
AUGCAUAUCUCGCUCCCCGUCCUACUCCUCACGGCGAGCGUUGUAAACGCCGCCGCCCUUCCCGGUGACAACAACUGGUGGAAGGACACCAAACAGCCCUACUGGGUUGGACCCAAAGGUGGUGGCGCACCGAAACCUGAGCCCCACCCCCAGGUUCCUCAGCCUAAGCCCCAGCCCCAGGUUCCUCAGCCUAAGCCCCAGCCCCAGGUUCCUCAGCCUAAGCCCCAGCCCCAGGUUCCUCAGCCUAAGCCCCAGCCCAAGGUUCCUCAAUUCAACGGCACGGAAACAACAGGCACUGGAGCUGAAACUGGUACUGGCAUUGGAGCUGAAACUGGUACUGGCACUGGUGCUGAGGUACCCCAGGUUCCUCCAUUCAACUCCACGGGAGCAGCAACUACUAGCCCUCACAUAAGUCAUCGUCAGAUGCCUCAAAUCAACGGCACGGAUCCAACAGGUGCUGGUACUGAAACUGGCACUGGCACUGGUGCUGAAACUGGCACUGGCACUGGUGCUGAAACUGGCACUGGCACUGGUGCUGAAACUGGCACUGGCACUGGCACUGGUGCUGAAACUGGCACUGGCACUGGCACUGGCACUGAAACUGGCACUGGCAUUGGCACUGGUACUGGUGCUGAGGUUCCUCAAUUCAACGGCACGAGCCCAGCCAACCCUGGCGGCAACCCUGGCGGUAAAUCUGGCGGUAAAUCUGGCGGCAAAUCUGACGACAAAUCUGGCGGCAAAUCUGGCGGCAACCCUGGUGGCAACACUGGAGGCGACCAGCCCUGGAACAAGCAGCCCUGGAACGACCAGCCCUGGAACAAGCAGCCCUGGAACGACCAACCCUGGAACAAGCCUGGGGGCAAGACUGGUGGCAAGCUUGAGUAG